Fonsecaea nubica is the source of this 1353-nucleotide messenger RNA. RefSeq names its product adenosylhomocysteinase. Gene Ontology annotation, molecular function: adenosylhomocysteinase activity. Gene Ontology annotation, cellular component: cytosol. The transcript has a single exon. The record is from RefSeq and is a predicted model, not a curated record. NCBI's taxonomy places the organism in Eukaryota, Fungi, Ascomycota, Eurotiomycetes, Chaetothyriales, Herpotrichiellaceae. Gene Ontology annotation, biological process: L-methionine cycle. The coding region runs from base 1 to 1353 and encodes 450 amino acids.
AUGAGUGGUGCUCCUGCCCAGAAAUUCAAGGUCGCCGACAUCUCGUUGGCGGCCUUUGGUCGUCGUGAGAUCGAUCUCGCAGAGAUUGAGAUGCCAGGUCUGAUGGCAAUCAGAAAGAAGUAUGCCGCCGACCAACCUCUUGCUGGUGCCCGAAUUGCUGGCUGCCUCCACAUGACCAUCCAAACCGCCGUCCUCAUCGAAACCCUCAAAGCUCUUGGUGCUGAGGUCACCUGGUCCUCCUGCAACAUCUUCUCCACCCAAGAUCAUGCUGCCGCAGCUAUUGCAGCUGGAGGCACUCCUGUCUUCGCGUGGAAGGGCGAGACUGAAGAAGAAUAUGAAUGGUGCCUGGAGCAACAACUCAAGGCCUUCCCUUCUGGAAAGACACUAAAUCUCAUCCUCGACGAUGGAGGUGAUCUGACCGCCCUUGUCCACAACAAAUACCCCGAGAUGUUGAAAGACUGCUACGGUGUGUCAGAAGAGACCACAACUGGAGUUCACCACCUCUACCGCAUGCUGAAGGGCAAGAAACUCUUGGUCCCUGCCAUCAAUGUCAACGACAGCGUCACGAAAUCAAAGUUCGACAACCUUUACGGGUGCAGAGAAUCCCUCGUUGACGGCAUCAAACGUGCCACAGAUGUCAUGAUCGCCGGCAAGAUUGCCGUUGUGGCUGGCUACGGUGAUGUUGGCAAAGGUUGCGCUCAGGCUCUCCACAGCAUGGGUGCCCGUGUUCUCGUCACCGAGGUGGAUCCCAUCAACGCUCUCCAGGCUGCUGUCUCUGGUUACCAGGUUGUCACCAUGGACGAGGUUGCUUCGCAGGGUCAGAUCUUUGUUACCACCACCGGCUGCCGUGACAUCAUCGUCGGAAAGCAUUUCGAGGCGAUGCGCAACGAUGCCAUUGUCUGCAACAUUGGUCACUUCGACAUUGAAAUCGAUGUCGCCUGGCUGAAGAAGAACGCCAAGUCUGUCCAAAACAUCAAGCCUCAAGUCGAUCGCUACACGAUGGCUAGUGGGCGUAACAUCAUCCUGCUCGCCGAGGGCCGUCUCGUCAACCUGGGCUGUGCCACCGGUCACUCUUCCUUUGUCAUGUCCUGCUCCUUCUCCAACCAAGUUCUGGCUCAGAUCAUGCUGUACAAGGCUGAAGACGAGGCCUUUGGCAAGAAAUACGUCGAGUUCGGAAAGACCGGCAAGAAAGAGGUUGGCGUCUACGUUCUUCCCAAGAUCUUGGACGAGCAAGUCGCACUACUCCACUUGGACCAUGUCAACGCCAAGUUGACCAAGUUGACUUCUGUCCAGGCAGAAUACUUGGGAUUGCCCGUUGAAGGUCCCUUCAAGUCUGAUAUCUACCGCUAUUAG